GUCUUGGAGGACACUUCCUGAUGCUGGCACCCGGGUCUGGCUAGUCCAGCUAACUGUUUUAAUUUUCACGGUUUGGGGAAACCUGUGAAACACAGCGUGGUCAAGUCUGAUUCGGCGGUGGGAGCAGAAGAGGUCGGACGGCACCAUGAACGGCCAGCUGGACCUGAGCGGGAAGCUGAUCAUUAAAGCCCAGUUGGGCGACGAUAUCAGACGUAUCCCCAUCCAUAAUGAAGACAUCACUUACGAUGAGCUGGUGCUGAUGAUGCAGCGUGUCUUCAGGGGGAAGCUGCAGAGUAAUGAUGAGGUUACCAUCAAAUACAAGGAUGAAGAUGAUGACCUCAUCACCAUCUUUGACAGCUCUGACCUCUCAUUCGCCAUCCAGUGCAGUAGAAUACUCAAACUGACUUUGUUUGUGAACGGUCAGCCGCGGCCUUUGGAGUCAAGUCAGGUGAAAUACCUGCGCAGGGAGCUCAUUGAGCUCAGGAAUAAAGUCAACAACCUCCUGGACAGCCUGGAGCCCCCCACAGAGCCUGGUCUGGCUGCUACAGCACCUGACAGUGAAUCCGUGGAUGGACGUGAAGGUAAAGUGGUGGCAGCAGACCCCACAGUGAAACAGGCCACUCCAGUCAGCGCAGCCAGCAUGUCAGCAUUCGACCCAUUAAAAAACCAGGACGAGGUCAGCAAGAAUGUCAUCUCUGCUUUUGGUCUGAGUGAGGACCAGGCCCCAGCUCCCGCAGCGGUUGCACCAGAAGAGCGCUCAGGAACCCCUGACAGCAUUGCCUCCUCUUCAUCAGCCGCCCCACAGCCAGUGGCACCCCCACAACCACAGGCUCCCUAUGCCGGAGUACAGCAGGGACCCCCAGCUGGCAUGGACGGUCAGGUGUAUCAGCAGUACCAGGCUCCAGGAGGAUACCCGCCUCAGCAACCAGGUGCCCCGCCACAGCAGCAGCAGUACGGUAUGCAGUACUCUGGAUACAGCUCUCAGCCCGGAGCUCCUCAGCCUGGACCCCCGCAGCCGCAGCCGCAACAGCAGUUUCAGAACUACGCGCCUCCCUCCUCCCAGGCUCCAGCGUCCGGUCCAGCUCCAGCUCCAGGCUUCCAGGGUGGCCAGCAGCAGCCCCACCCACCUCAGGGAGCCCAGCAGUAUCCACCAGGAGCCUUCCCUCCCCAAAACUAUACCUCCCAGGCCUCCCAGCCUGCCAACUACAGCCUGCCGCCCAGCUCCCAGCCCGGCUCAGGGUACCAACCCCGCCCAGGAUACACCCCGCCUCCAGGCAACACUGUCACCCCUCCACCAGGAGCUGCUAACCCCUAUGCCCGCAACCGCCCCCCUUACGUCCAGGGCUACACUCAGCCAGGCCCUGGGUACCGGUAAAAGAGGAUAGCGGAUGUUACUGAUCCUCAUACCCCAAACCCCUCCCUUAUGUGUGGCUCCACCUGUUUGGAGUGGGUGCAGGAAACAUGGUUUACUGCUCUGCACCCCCGACCCCUCCCCCAUACAAAUAUCAAGUCCAAAUAUAAAACAAGCAACCCCCUGAUCCCCCAAGUCUGAUGGUUAGUGUUUGUAUGCUGUCUCUCCAACACACCACUCUGCUCCGACCCUGGUGUUUGUUCCUUGUGUUACUUUCCUCUCUUCUCCCGUCACCGUCGCCUCUGUCUUCUCUGCCCUCUUGUGUCUGUAAAAAUGUAACCAGUCUGUAUGCACACACCUGGGAGACCAAAACAGGCUGUUGCACAAACUGUUUAAUGUUCUUUUUAUGGUAACGCUUUAUUUUGCGAGUAAGAUCAGCAUCCACAUUUUGCAUUGGCGUGUCGAUAAACAUCUCAACCGGUCGUGUUGAUUUUACUAUGUCAGGAUGCAUUUUAAGACACUAUCGAAAUGAAAGGUUACCCCUUUUCUUGUUUGUUUAUGUCUGUUUGUGUCUUGAUUUGAUCAAUUUCACCACCAUGUCGGUAUUAAUGAUGUGUCAAUGAAACUGCCCCAUGUUGGGAACACUAGCUAAGUGAUGGCUUAUGGGAGGUGUAGAUCCCAGCGUCAUGAAGAAGGCUUCUUUUGUUUAGCUAAUUAUAUCAUCUCCAGUAAGGCUUGCUAUUCCUCUCUUUCUCUUUAUCUUAUCACUGGUUUUUACUAAUAAAUCAAAUUCCACCCUCAAGUGAGAUUAGUUGUUCAUGUAUAAACUGUAACAUUUUUUUCUUGAACCUAAUAAAUGAUUAAGACCCA
Messenger RNA from Plectropomus leopardus (leopard coralgrouper), 2221 nucleotides. RefSeq names its product trafficking from ER to golgi regulator (gene tfg). Gene Ontology annotation, molecular function: identical protein binding. Gene Ontology annotation, biological process: COPII vesicle coat assembly; endoplasmic reticulum to Golgi vesicle-mediated transport. Gene Ontology annotation, cellular component: endoplasmic reticulum exit site. NCBI's taxonomy places the organism in Eukaryota, Metazoa, Chordata, Actinopteri, Perciformes, Serranidae. The record is from RefSeq and is a predicted model, not a curated record.